Molecule: messenger RNA, 444 nt
Organism: Anthostomella pinea
Lineage: Eukaryota; Fungi; Ascomycota; Sordariomycetes; Xylariales; Xylariaceae
Source: the annotation of a GenBank genome assembly
AUGGCCCUGCAACCAGGCGGCGUCCCGACGACUGCCCCUGCACGAGAGGAUCCGGACUCUCGAGUGGAAUGGAUGGGCAUAUUCGCGCAGCCGCUCGAGCCUUUACAAGCGAACCAACUGGCCCCUUACUACAGUUUCACCCUCCCGCCGGGAACGGAGCGCACUAUCUCGAGAGGUGCAGAACUGCCCCCGACAGUGCAGAGCAUGUGGGAGGCUCUUUUCAAGAAACAUCACACGAACAUAUUGGUGGACUUGUGUCUUCGUAUUCUCGCGGCUCUACGUUACUUGAUGGAGACCUGGACUGAGUUUUGCGCCUGGUCAAGAGAGCGUCACGAACCUUGGGCCGAAUGGUCCUUGCAGAUCGGUUAUGAACAUACCUCUGAACCUUCUCAAUGGCGAAUGAAGAAGACUGUCCAGAUCAAGAACUGGAUGAGGCGCACGUGA